This is a messenger RNA of Linum tenue, 1067 nucleotides long. Lineage: Eukaryota; Viridiplantae; Streptophyta; Magnoliopsida; Malpighiales; Linaceae. The record is from the annotation of a GenBank genome assembly.
UGAUUCUCCCCCCUCUGUUAACUCUACUUCUGAAUCACUCCAUUCUCUCACCCGAAUCGAAUCAAUCUGCUCCUCCCCCGUCAAUCGCGGCUGCCAAAUUUCCAUUUUUCUGCAACUUCAUCGCCUUCUGAUACCAAUUCCUAGAUAGUGAGAUGGCCGGAGAAGGAUCGGUGUUCGCUCCGUCACUGGAAGGGAUGAAGCAUGUCAAGUCGGAGAAAGAGGAAAUGCUCACCAAGCCUUUUCUGGAUGUCUGCAAAUUGAUCCUCCCCGUGAUCGAUAAGUUUGGAGCUGCUUUGGCCAUUGUGAAAUCUGAUAUUGGCGGCAAUAUCACUAGGUUGGAAACCAAGUAUUCAACUGAUCCAACUAAAUACAAGCUCUUAUACAGUAUGGUUCAAGAGGAGGUUCAAGCCAAAACAGCCAAAGGAUCAUCUAGUUGUACUAAUGGUCUACUUUGGUUAACCAGAGCUAUGGAUUUCCUGGUGGAAUUGUUCCGCAAUUUGCUUACACAUCAAGAUUGGACAAUGAGCCAAGCCUGUACAGAUUCAUACAGCAAGACUCUGAAAAAGUUCCAUGGCUGGCUUGCUAGUUCGAGUUUCUCCGUUGCAAUGAAGCUUGCUCCUGACAGGAAGAAGUUCAUGGAUGUGAUAUCUGGAAAGGGUGACAUCAAUGCUGACAUAGAUAGCUUCUGUUCAACCUUUUCCCCAUUCCUUGCAGAGAAUCACAAGUUCCUGGCUAGUGUUGGUAUGGAUGACCUCAAGGCUUCCUAGAUUUGCUCUGGCAAAGCAAGAAAACGAUAUGGUUGAAGCAUGAGUGACUUGAUUUACUUGCACCAUUUCUCUAUUUUUUUCCCCCUUUUAUCGUGGAGAGUGUUCAAGUUAGAUGCUUUGGAUCACAUGUUACACCACAACACAGCGUUUCCCUAACUUAGCUUCAUCCUUGCUGGUAUAUGAUGAGGGUCACUGAUAACUGAAUACUGUUGGCUUCAGUUGAUUAUUAUCAGAUAUCUAUCUUUGAAAAUUCUUCCGUCCCAUAGUCCAUUUUAAAUAUUUGUAAAUAUUUUCGAGCUA